This is a messenger RNA of Phytophthora sojae, 753 nucleotides long. RefSeq lists its product as hypothetical. The transcript has 2 exons. The record is from RefSeq and is a predicted model, not a curated record. NCBI's taxonomy places the organism in Eukaryota, Oomycota, Peronosporomycetes, Peronosporales, Peronosporaceae. The annotation marks the transcript as partial.
AUGCUGCAAGGGCUCGAACUAACUGACGCAGUCUCGCUAAAGUACCAGUUUGACGAAGAAGAUGUGGAUCAUGACCCGCUUCACCACUAUAGCUUUUGGGGAAAGGAUGGGGCUAGCCGCCUAGACCGCUUCUACCUGGUGGCAGAUAUCCAGAAUCUUAUUCGAGAUACAAGUCGACAAGACCGAAAGCAGACACAACGUUACUUCGAAAACCUGCGAGCAGCAUCGCGAAAACCGACGGCAUCGCGAGCAGAGCAUCAAAAAGACCUCGAUGCGACAGCACGUCUCCGUGCUGCUCGGUCUUUCGGUGAUAGCAUACAGCAAUCGCCGGAAACAGCGCGAAAACUGUUUAAGCGUAACUCAGAAUGGCAGCGAGACCAGCACAUAUCCAGAAUUGAUCCCUCUCCAGGUCACUUCUACCCGGAUGCCAUGCCGAGUGAAGAGCGAAUGGCUUCGGAGUGGAAUCACGUGUUUGGGGCAUCCCACGCUUCAGUUGACUCCAGUUCCCUCGAGGAAGAGUUCACCCGCUUUGUGCAGAUUCCGGUGGAAGAGCGGCUCCGGCGAGACGAAGUGGCAGCACUUUUGGCUCCCAUCACGGAAGCUGAAACGAUAGCCGCCAUACAGCAGCUACCAAGGCAUAAAGCAGGGGGGACUACUGGUCUAAACCACGACUUCUUCAAAGACUUUGCCGACGAGCUCUCACCGAGUAUGACGAGACUCUACAAUGCCAACUUCAAGGGGUCAGGGGUGCCC